AUGACAGCUCUAAGCAACCGUGAACGAUAUGUAUGUCAUUACCGCACCCUCAAGCAAGCAGUACAGCAUGGAUUGAAAAUCACUAAAGUUCAUCGAGGUGUGCGGUUUGAGCAGGAGGACUUCUCAGCACCCUACAUCAUGCUAAACACCAGACUUCGACAGCAGUUGAAGAAUAAGUUAGAGAAAAAUUUCUUCAAACUCAUGAACAACGCUGUGUUUGGUAAGAUGAUGGAGAAUGUGCGAAAAAGGGUGAGUAUGGAGCUAGUGAAUGAUGAGAAUCGAUUGAAGAAACUGAUUGCUCGACCAGUUUACAAGGACCGCAUCAUAUUUGGUGAGAAUAUUUGCGCUGUUACGAUGCAUAAGGAAAAAGUAAAGCUGUACAAACCCAUCUACAUUGGUUUGACAGUGUUGGACAUAAGCAAGACCCUUAUGUACCAGUUCCACUACAAUGUGAUGAAACCUACGUACAAAGAGAACCCACAACUGCUUUAUCAGGAUACUGACAGCUUAUUCUACAUCGUGAAAACUGAGAACCUAUACAACGACAUCAUCAACAACCAACAACUGAAAGAUACCUUUGACACUUCAGAGUACCCUGCAGGCCACCCAUGCUACUCAGAUGCAAACAAAAUGGUGCUUGGCAAGUUUAAAGAUGAAUAUGCUGGCCGAGCGCCACUUGAGUAUGUAGGCCUGCGAUCAAAGCUAUAUGCCUGUAGGUGUUACAAUAGUGAUCCAAAUCAGCUGACAAGUGGAUUGAUAAAGAAAGCUAAAGGAGUGAGGAGACCAAUACUUGGGCGAGAACUCUCAAAAAUGCAUCCAGAUGCUGAACGUUACAUAGGCUUCCAAGACUAUCUAGAUUGUCUAUAUGGUGAUGAGGAUAUCUAUAGAGAACAAGUGAUGUUUGGCACUAGGAAACAUCAGAUCAUGACCCAAGUCAUGAGAAAGAAGGCACUGAGCAAAGCUGAUGAGAAGAGUAUGGAUAAGACAGUAUUAGCACAAGCUGCAGAAGCAAUCUUGUUGGAACUUCCCAACAAGAAAGGUUACAGUCAAAGGUCUUUAUGA
Molecule: messenger RNA, 1062 nt
Organism: Nilaparvata lugens (brown planthopper)
Lineage: Eukaryota; Metazoa; Arthropoda; Insecta; Hemiptera; Delphacidae
Exons: 2
Coding region: 1-1062 (353 amino acids)
Source: RefSeq, a predicted model, not a curated record